CUAAGCAUGUGCAAAAAUACUACAAGUCACGAUGUGGUCGAAGAAUUUGUUAAUUUGUGUUUAUUUCUACGUCACAUAUAAUUUGUUCUACACGUGUGUAAAUAGCAUCGAUGCACCCUAUAUACAUAUACCUGGAAAUGGUAUUAUAUCUGGGACAUAUCUGAAAAUGUAUCGAACUCAAAAUAUUAAAGCAUACUUGGGAAUUCGGUAUGCACAUGCUGCAAGAUUCUCUCCGCCCGACAUUGAAUUGCCGCCAUGGAAAGGCGUUUUCAAUGCAACCUCCUUCGCGCCCAGCUGUUGGCAAAAAGCGCGCGCCCCAACUAAUGCCCAGCUCGAUAAAGUAUUGGAUGUUCUUUCGGGAGAUAUGCCUAAUGAGAGUGGUGCAAAAAAAUACGAUGAGAACUGUUUGCAUUUGAAUGUUUAUGUACCUGACGGACUACCUGAAGUCGAUGGAUAUGCUGUAAUUGUUUGGAUUCAUUCCGGGAACUUUACAACGGGCAGCCCAAUUGACAUUGAGCCAUUUCAAUUGGUUUUUAAGCAGAAAGUUAUUGUUGUAACAUUUUCGUAUCGAUUAAAUAUAUUUGGCUUCUUUUCGACGGAAGACGGCGAAGCUCAAGGAAAUUUCGGAUUGAUGGACCAGUCGGCUGCACUAUAUUGGGUUAAGAAAAAUAUCAAUUAUUUCGGUGGUGACGAGAAUCGGAUCACAUUAAUGGGCCACGAUGCUGGUGCAAUUAGUGCGGCUUUGCAUAUGACGUCGGGGGAGUGGUCGAAGGGCGCGUUUCAUAAAGCAAUUAUAAUGUCUGGAAAUCCCCUCGUCCCUGUUCGAUUUCCCCAUGAAUUCAACAAUGAUUUGGAUAGGAUAUCAAAUAUUUUCGGAUGCGCUCGAAGACCAACGUCGCUAUUAAUUCAAUGUUUAAAGAGAAUCGAUGCAAAAAUAAUAACCGAGAAUCUGCCGUCUAUUCAGUGGGGCCCCAUUGUCGAUUAUGGACUAAGUAAUACGUCAUAUCCAUUUAUCGAAAACCAGCCGGAAAAUCUAUUCAAGAGUGGAACUUAUCACAAAGUGCCACUGAUUGUUGGCAUUACUGAUAUGGAGGAAGUUCUUACACUUUUAGAUGAGUAUAUUUCUACUGAGCUGACUACGGAGGAUAUCAAAAGCUUCUUUUCCGACAUUGCAGUAAAUGAUAUCUAUAAAGUAACCGGAAAUAACGAAUGGUGUACGAACUUCCCCAUCGUUUCUGAUGCUAUUAAUUUUAUGUAUUCCGAUGAAAACAGCGAGGAAGAAAUGAAAAUUAAUACAAAUAUAAUCAAUUCUCAUACUGAAAAAGCAUAUUUAACUCCAUUGGAAACGUUUAUAGACAUCGUCAGUAAGCAUCAGACUGUUUAUAGCUAUAUAUUUAAGUUUCGAUCCAAAACUCUAAGCUCUGAUCUACCGAAUUGGAUUGGAGUGCCGAAGUAUUUCGACCAGAUAUUCGUUUGGGGUAUUCCCUAUGUGGGCAAUGUUGUGGAGUGGAAGCCCACUGAUAAGAAAAUGGCAGACAUUGUUAUGACAUUGUGGGCGAAUUUUGCGAAAGCAUCGAAUCCUACAAAGGCCAAUGUUUAUGUGAAAUGGAGCGCAAUGGAGCCGCCCAGAUAUUCAUACUUGAUAGUUGAUGAAAGUUUCAAUACUGGUUAUCUCUCGGACAAUCGUCGCGUACAGUUUUGGAAAAAUUUGUAUCCGAAAAUUGUCAAUUUUGCAACAGAAUGCUGUAAUUCUACAAACGGAGGAACAACUAACUUAAUCCCUUACAUAAAUCACUUAGCUAUAUGUCUAUCAUGCCUUAUAUGCCUUGAUAUAUAUGUA
Molecule: messenger RNA, 1840 nt
Organism: Drosophila arizonae
Lineage: Eukaryota; Metazoa; Arthropoda; Insecta; Diptera; Drosophilidae
Product: fatty acyl-CoA hydrolase precursor, medium chain
Source: RefSeq, a predicted model, not a curated record